Molecule: messenger RNA, 2330 nt
Organism: Camelina sativa (false flax)
Lineage: Eukaryota; Viridiplantae; Streptophyta; Magnoliopsida; Brassicales; Brassicaceae
Product: histidine--tRNA ligase, cytoplasmic-like
Biological process (GO): mitochondrial translation; histidyl-tRNA aminoacylation
Cellular component (GO): cytosol; mitochondrion
Molecular function (GO): RNA binding; histidine-tRNA ligase activity; ATP binding
Source: RefSeq, a predicted model, not a curated record
UUCAAAUUCAAAGAGAAGGGACUUGUCCUUUAUCUUUUCCGGUUUCAGUGUGCAUAGAGAUAGAGAUGGCAAGCAAAGUCUCUCUCCCGGAGGAAUUGGCCGGAGAAGACAAUUCGUAUGAUGCAUUGAUGGGAAUAUGUUCGGCGAUCGACAAAAAGUGUUCGGUCCUUUUCCGGAUUGUGGAUGCGGUUGCUGCUUUGAGCUGCGAGGCUACAAAGGCUGAUGUGAUGUCUUUUAGCUCGUUGGAUUCAGGAGACGGGUGUGGGGACAAAGACGCCAUUGCAGUUUGUGGUGACAUGAAGGUAUUGCUAAACGGAUCUGAACUCGUUGGAAAACAACAAGUCGAAGCGGUUUCAAAGAUCCCUAGAAUCCACGGGAAGUUCCGUUCCGUUGUGAAGAGUUUUAGUGCUGACAUUAAAGAUGUGAAGAAAUCCGCAAAAAACUCUGCAGGAGCUGAUGAGGUUUUGGGAACAUCAUUGUCGUCUUUGUCAGUAGCUAUUAACUACUUAAGAGAAUGUUCGAUGUCACGCUUGAAUCUAUCUUUUGAGUCUAUUGUAAACGAUGAUUUGAGGAAGGUAUUCUCGACUUUGCGAGGAAAGAGCUCUUCUGACUACCAGAAUGCUCACCAAGAAGCAUACACUGCUCUUUUUCGUGGGCAAUACGUCAACUUUGCUCGCCUUGUGUAUGAGUCUCUUGAAGUUUUGUAUACUACUCUCGGUUUCGAAGCUGUGGCUUCUUUCUUCGCCCUUCACGGUGAGGAGAAGACAAAACCUGUCCCUGUCCUUGGUAAAGGGACACGCAUACUUGUCCAGUUUAUCAAGGAAAGAUUGUUCAGUGAAGAUCUGAUUGAGACAUCGGUGGAGGUGGAGAAAGUAGUGUCUCUUUUGCACCCGAAGGAUCCUGCCUUUGCUUGCUUCUUGGCUAAAAUAAAGGAGAUUGUACAAAGUAACGAAACUAGAAGUAAAUCCAAAAAAAACGAAACUAGAAGACUUCCAAAGCUCCCAAAGGGAACACGUGAUUUCGCAAGAGAGCAGAUGGCAGUACGAGAAAAAGCGUUUUCAAUUGUACAAAAUGUAUUCAAGAGGCAUGGUGCUACAUCCCUUGAUACACCUGUUUUCGAAUUGAGAGAGACACUUACGCAAAAGUACGGAGAAGACUCCAAGCUGAUUUAUGACAUCGCUGACCAGGGAGGAGAGCUCUGUUCUUUAAGAUAUGACUUAACUGUUCCAUUUGCACGUUAUAUGGCUAUGAAUGGUAUCACAUCAUCAUUCAAAAGAUACCAAAUAGGUAAAGUAUACCGAAGGGAUAACCCAUCUAAAGGUAGAUAUCGAGAGUUUUAUCAAUGCGAUCUCGAUAUCGCCGGUCUUUAUGAAAGAAUGGCACCUGAUUUCGAGGUUGUAAAGAUCUUGACUGAACUUCUUGAUGAACUACAAAUUGGUGAUUAUGAGGUGAAGCUCAGUCACAGGAAGCUGCUUGACGGUAUCUUGGAGCUUUGUGGAGUACCACCGGAAAAGUACAGAACCAUCUGUUCGAGUAUUGACAAGUUAGACAAGCAGUCGUUUGAGAAAGUGAAGAAAGAAAUGGUGGAAGAGAAGGGUUUGUCUUCAGAGACAGCAGACAGAAUCGGUACUUUUGUAAAGGAAAGAGGACAACCUAUGGAACUGUUGUCGAAACUAAGACAAGAAGGGAGUGAGCUGUUAAGUAACGAAUCAUCAAAAGAAGCACUUGAAGAUUUGAGUAUUCUGUUUGAAGCACUUGAAAGAUCGAAUUGCAUCAAUAGAAUAGUAUUUGAUCUGAGUCUUGCGAGAGGUCUUGAUUACUACACUGGCUUCAUCUUUGAAGCCGUCUGCAAAGGAGCUGAGGUCGGAUCAAUCGGGGCUGGUGGGCGAUAUGAUAACCUUAUUGGAAUGUUUGGGACAAGGCAAGUUCCAGCAGUUGGUGUGAGUCUUGGUAUUGAGAGGGUGUUUACGAUAUUGGAAGAGCUUCACAAGGAGGUGGUUCGAUCAACAGAGACACAAGUGUUGGUUAGCGUCAUGAUGAAAAAUGAGUUACCUGAAGCUGCAGAUUUGGUAAGUCAGCUUUGGGAUGCAAACAUAAAAGCAGUGUUCCUUGUGAGCAAAAGACAAGAAAAGCAUUUGAAGCUGGCCAUGGAAUCUGGCAUUCCUUGGAUGGUGAUUGUGGACAAAAAAGAACUCAAAGGCGGUGUUGUUAGAUUGAAGAAUAUGUUUACAGGGAUUGAAGAGGAAAUAGAACGACUUCCCAGAGAUAGUUUCGUCGACAGACUGAUGAAGCAUCUCAGCACUUGAAAGCCAUGUCGUUUGAUCCAUUAU